AUGCUUUCUUCCUUAAAUGGUUCUGACCACUUCAGAUACCCCAUUUUUCACUGUUUGGAUCCCUGUACAACUGUAGUNGACGUUGGUAAAGGUAGUGCACGAGCUUUACGAAAUUUUGGUGCUCGUGUUCUUAUUACAGAAAUUGAUCCAAUUAAUGCUUUACAAGCAGCUAUGGAAGGUUAUGAAGUAACUACGAUGGAAGAAGCAAGCAAAGUAGGACGUAUUUUUGUAACAGCAACUGGAUGUCGAGAUAUUAUAUUAUCUCAACAUAUACUUCAAAUGCCUGACAAUGCAAUUGUUUGUAAUAUCGGUCAUUUUGAUAUUGAAAUUGAUGUUGCUUGGUUAAAUAAAAAUGCUGUCUCGAAAGAAGUGAUCAAACCACAAGUUGAUCGAUAUAAAUUACCAAAUGGACGUUCAAUUAUUUUACUUGCUGAAGGUCGACUUGUCAAUCUUGGUUGUGCUCAUGGUCAUCCAAGUUUUGUUAUGAGCAAUUCAUUUUCGAAUCAAGUAUUAGCACAAAUUGAAUUAUUUACUAAAAAAGAUCAAUAUGCUAUCGGUGUUUAUGUAUUACCUAAGAAGCUUGAUGAAGAAGUUGCUGCCGCUCAUCUUGAUCAUUUAGAUGUUCGUUUAAGUAAAAUGACUACUGAACAAGCAAAUUAUUUGGAUUUAAAUGUAUCGGGUCCAUUUAAACCUGAACAUUAUCGUUAUUAA
Rotaria sp. Silwood2 is the source of this 711-nucleotide messenger RNA. NCBI's taxonomy places the organism in Eukaryota, Metazoa, Rotifera, Eurotatoria, Philodinida, Philodinidae. The record is from the annotation of a GenBank genome assembly.